Molecule: messenger RNA, 9459 nt
Organism: Dermochelys coriacea (leatherback sea turtle)
Lineage: Eukaryota; Metazoa; Chordata; Testudines; Dermochelyidae
Product: espin-like protein
Exons: 1
Coding region: 3367-5070 (567 amino acids)
Biological process (GO): actin filament bundle assembly
Cellular component (GO): cytoplasm
Molecular function (GO): actin filament binding
Source: RefSeq, a predicted model, not a curated record
GGGGGCCCUCCAAGUGCUGGAGUGCAGUGUGCUAUGACCAUCCCCUGCCGUGUGCUGUGACGGGGCCAAGGCUGCGAGAGGGGCCUGAGGCAGCUCUUCGAACCGCCCUUGGGUUGGACCCGGCAGCUCAGGGUGACUCAGAAAGCAGGAUGGGGAACACAGGAACCAGUGAGCAUUGGCCAGCUGAGCUGCAGAGGGCAGGAUUUGGGCCUCUGGGACAGGUAGAGGAAAAACCCCUCAUCCCUGCCAGCCGGCAAAGUGCAUUAUGGGAGAGGCAAUCAUCAAGGCUUGGUGAAGGCUAGCAGCCCUGGUGCAGGUUAGGUUGGUUCCAGGCAGCAGCUCCUGGUGUUGAUAAAGCUAAACAAGCGGGAGUCAUUACGCUUGACCAGCUAGUAGAGAAGGGCAUCCAACAGCGCCUGCGACUUUAUCUCAAUGGCUACAGGAAGAGCAGACAGCCCAGCGUCUAACCCAUAAACCACCUGUUAACCCCCAGUUUCCCUUGGGCCAAUAGGCAGGAGUUCAGAGUUUUUCACUUGCAGAAACACAUCUUGCAUUCUACUCAGCAUUGCCCAGGCAGCAGCUACAGGCUGGCACGCCAGCACAUCCACUCACUUAGGGCGUUCAUCAGAGAGUGCUGGGGUCUGGGAAGUGUGUCUUACUCGACAGCCUGGCUCCCCCCACACCUAGGCCCAGAGGGGCCACCCCCAGAAAUGAGUGGAGAGGUUUAGGUGCCCACGAAGGGAUGGGUCAUGCCAUCCUUGCUCACACCGGGGGGAACCGCUCAGUGAGGCUCAGUACGACAGCGGGAGGCCAAGGUGCACUUGUGCAGCACGGUCUGUACCCAUGCACACCCUGCUGCGCUAGAGCCCAAGCAGCCACACUAGGUAUGCACUCACUACUGACACAUCCAGAGAGGUUUCGGUCCUUCCAGGCAGCCAAGGUAGCCCUACAGUGGGAAGAAGAAUUUGUGAUGUAAAACCUCCCCAGAGGCAAACCGAAGCCACAAGCCAUCCCAGAGCUCAGUCUUUGCUAAGCUGCUUCUUGACUGCAGUUCCCCAAGGGCUGCAGAGACAGGAUUCAUGGAAGGCAAGGCUGGCUGGCAUGUCCUGGAGAACCAGAGCAGGGCUGCGUAGGAGCCACCCGCAGUUCAAGGCAUGAGAGACAGCCCCAAGCGGAAGGAACAUGCAGUCUGGGUGACACCUUUGUCCAAGAGCAGAGGCAAGCAAGCGGUUGCUUUCAGCCCUGCAGAGACGCUUCCUCUCACAUCAGCCUGGGCUUGUUGUAGAAACCAAAUGCAGAGCAAAGUGGGUAAACAGACUGGGCAGGGAGGUCAGGGGAAGUAUCAAGGUCAAAUCAUAUUUAAGACCUUUGCAGAUGUGGUGGAUGUUUCACAGCAUCGACUCCCGAUUUUCUCGUUAACAUGGAAGGUGCUCAGGUACAAUGGUGAUGUGAUGGACACAGUUCCAGACCCUAAAAGAGACCCAGUCACAGAGUGGGUCUCUCUGGAGGAGUCCAACUAGUAGCAUGAGCAGCAGCAAUAUGCCUCUUGGCGCGAGGAAAGAACCCUCCGCACAACUGAAUGAACAUCUGCCUUAGCUGGACCGACCCCUGGGGGGCUGGACAGACCCCUGGGGGGCUGGGCCCCUCCAUCCACUGCAUUGACAUUCCCACCAAAAUGUGGUGAUGAUUUGUACCCCACAGCAUCUGUAUUGACUCCCACCACAUGGCUCCCCCCACCCUGGCAAAGCAUGCAUUGCCUUGCUCCGUCUGAAUUCUCUGAAGAGGCAGGCUGGACGGAGAUUUCUGAAGCUGACCAGACAAUUGAUCAGUGUCCCACGCAUGGCCCCCAUCCAGGUUAAUGGGGGUUAGUGCAGCUAGUGGGCUUUGAAAAAUCACAGCCCUGACUGAUGCAGCAGGAAGCUUUUUAUUAAUGGAACGGGCUCCGGGGUAGAUAACCGGGACCACGGCUCAGGCCCAGCACUGCUGUAAGAACUGCCAGAGCAUGCUGGGUAAGGGACUAGUGACCUGGCAACAGCCACACCAGCUGGACUCAGGAAUAGAGGGAGCUCACAGCUGGGACAGUAGCCAGAAUGGUCUGCUAGCCUUUCCUGGCAGGAUUCAGCCCGGUUGUGCCCGUGGUUCUAAUGGGGAGCCGUCCUUCCUCAGAUUCCUGCUCAAAUGGAUCUGUUCUGAUGUCAGCUCCAUUUGGCUGGAGCCACCUACCCCUUGCAGGGCUCUUACAGCUGUGUAAAUCGUCAGUUGUGAAGGAUUCAUUCUAAAGAAAUCUGUAAGCCCCCAUUAAAACCUACCAUAAAACCCUGCCACUGCGCAGUCCCUCCAGCCAGGCCAUCUCAGCGCUGUUAGAAGAGUCAGUGAUUUGGGGGUGCAAGGAAUUAUUGGAGCUCUCAGCUUGAAAAGUCUUUUUCUCCAGUUGCUUUCUGGGCUUGGAUUUUCGUUUAGACACAGGUUAUUAAGGCCGAAGCCCUGUCCCCAGUGUUUUCCUUCUGGACGUGCAAUACGUGCCUUGUUCACACGGAGGACUUGGCUUCCCUUCAGAAACGUUUGACCCAUUAAGAUUUGUGUGUGUGCUGUGGAGAGUCCUGCAUGAACUGAAGCAUUCUGCAUGAGGCUGAGCUCUUUGCAGUGCUCUGGUCAACUCUGAGAUGCAUUUAAACUGCAGUAUUUAGCACAUGCGGGGCUAUCGAAUAUGAGCUAUGCCUGUCACCGGAGCUGAAAGCUGAUCACGUAUCAGCCAUUAACAGCUGGUAGAGGAUGCCCACUCCCUCCAAACCAAUGAUCGCCCAAGCUGGGCAGUGGGACAGAGCUACCAUUUUCUACUUUAAAAUGAGGACCAAGGGGAGGUUUAUGAACAAAGCCAAACCCCUCAACUUUCCCAUUUCAUAUGGAGAAGAUACUGCAGGUUUAAAUGUCUUACAUGGUCAUUCAGUGGUGUAAUGAGUGAGCAGUUCCUGGAAGCAUCUGCUGCGGUAUCCUUUGAUCAGGGACUAGCAACAACAUAUUCUUAGCAAAGUUCUCUCUCCAGUAGAGCGUGUGCGAUGCAAACAGUAAGGCUCUCUCCUCCAGCCUCAUUGCCUCACUCCAUUUGCUUUGUAUUGUCUGCCUUUGUCUACACUCCCCUGCCCUCUCCUUGCACUCAGUAUUUCCAGCCUGCCCACUGCCAUUACACCACUAAGGACAUGUAAAGUCUAGAGCGUGUGCAGAGAAAGGACAAUGUGGAGCUCUGUCCUGAGGGAGAUGUUUUUCUCCCCCCCCCCGCCUUAGCUUGGGACCGGGAGUUACUACAAUCACGAAGGCUGGAGGUAUUCCCAUGCACACAAUGGCAUUCUGGGACCCUUCGGGCAACUGAUGACUGAGGAGGACAUAAUCCGCAUUGAGAAGCAAAUUGAGAGCCUCCAAGUGAUGCACAAAGUUCAGAAGGUGGAGACGGAGCUGGAACAGCUGGAGCACGAAAUGCAGCAGCUCCUACCGCUCUCUGCUGCCUUGGCAAAGGAGCAUUUCACAGCAAACCCCAAGCGCAUGCAAGGCCAAGCCAAUGACCUCCCAGCCUGGUGCAGCAAGAUCUCCACUCUCCUAAAGAGCAUGGCCAUUCUCCUGGCUAUGCUUGGGGGCAAGGCAGUCAACCUGGCAGACAUGGUGAGCCCUGACACGUCUGAGCACACGAGACAGGCCACGAGCACCUCGCCCGAGGCAGCACCGCUAAAAGAGUGCCCUGCUAACAUCGGGAGAUCGCAGUCCUUCAGCUGCACUCGGGAGGAGGUGGAGAAGGAGAUCAUGCAAUAUGGUGUGUCGGUGAAGAACCUGAAGGCCAACUAUGAGUUGCACACGCAGUGCCAGCUGCUGGAGGCUGUGUCCAGCAGGGUGUACAAGCGGAAGAGGUCCCUGCCUGUGGGAACCAUGCCAUAUAGCUACGGCCGAGAGCCCAUCCUGGAGGAGGAUUAUAUAACAAGUAGUGAUCUGUUCAAUGCACUAAGCGAAGAUGCUGCAGCUGAUGGCAUAGAGCCACCCAGUAUGCUAGAGCAGGCUCCCUUGCCCUACUGCGAAACUGGGCCCCGGCCCUCAAGAGACACAGAGACACAGAGUGCAGCCACGGAGCCUUUCGGGGAGGCCCUGUUUAGCCCCGACCACCUGACCAGAAGCCUCCCCGUGCAGACGGAGCUGAGCUGCGUGCAGGAUUACAUUGACAUGCGGAAGGAGCGGAUCGUCUACCUCUUCCUGGAGCACUGGAAGAAGUGGACGUUCACCGAGUCGGUUAGCCACGCUUGCCCCAAGAGGAAAAUGGGGCUCGCCGAAACGCUCGACUCAGAGGUCAGCGCCCUGCUCCCCAUGGCGCCCGGGAAGAAACCCAGCGAGGAUGACCGGCUCUUGUACUUCAUGAAGCAAAGGCAGGUGGUGGGGAAGCUGAUCGCCCACUGGAGAAGCAUCAUCAGCCAGGUCCCGACACGGCAGAUUCACCGCCUGAGCCGCACCAACAUGUUGUACUGGCCUGAGCACUUCCUGCCGCAUGCCCGUGGCUCCCCAGUGGCGUACAGCAGCCUGACGCUGGACCUCUUCAUGCUGGGCUACUUCCAGCUCCUGGAGAUGAGCAUGAGCCGCGAGGAGAGGAAGUUCCGGCACCUUCUGUGCUACGAGAUGUUUGACCGGCUGGGCAGCCACAGCUGGGAGCUCAUCCGCCAGUUCCACAAGGUGGUGAUGGAGGAGAUCGAGGCCGGGAAGCGGGACUGGCUGCAUGGCUUCGAAGAUCUCAAACAGGAGUUCUUUGGGGACAGCCUGGAGCCGGAGCAAGCGGCCGCAGCGGAACCAGAGCUCCCAGCAGGAACCCAGCCUCCACAGCUGGUCCCUCAGGAAUCCUCCCAGAGCUUAAUCAGUGAUGUCCCACAGCCCGCUCCAGCGCCCGACGAACUGGGCCUAGCCCCUGCCCCUAAGAGCAGGGAGAGCUCCAUCCAGCUGGUCUCCGAGCUAGGGGAGUUCAGCAACGAGGACAUUUGUCGCUACAUAGACCGUAGCUUCUCCUUCUGGAAAGAGAAGGAGGCGGAGAUGUUUGAUAUCUGAGCGCCCCCCAGCAGUGCCCAGCGCACACUGUGUUGGAAGCAGGCAGGGGCCUCUGUGCCCUUGCCCCAAACGCUCACAAGUCGCAGGUAAAGGCGAUCACAUCCUCUUUGAGGUGGGACGUUGGUCCAUCUCAUAGAGGGAAUUGCUGGCUGAGAAGCAGCUCCAGUGACAGCAGGGGACAAUCAAACCUGCGCCAGCCCCAGAGGACUUGACAAGGGCUGUUUGGCUCAGUUAAUUAGUUGAGGGACCCGUUGUAUUUCCAAGAUGAACUGAGCCCAAGCUGUCUGAGCCCAAGACAAAGUUUGAGGAGCAACCUGUAAUCAUUUUAUGUGAUGCCUAGUUGAAGAGCUAUAAAACAGAAAAAAGAAACACACAUUCCCCAGCUGAACCCAGUACAGGAUUCUACUGUGCAGACUAGGGACUCUGAAUAGAAACAAUUUAGUAUUCAUGUAAGUAGUGUCAGAGGGGCCCCAAUCCUGCAGUUGUUACUCAGGCAGAACUCCCAUGGGCUUCAGCAACUCCAGUGAGCUCAAUGGCAGUUUGGUUUGCAAAAGAACUGCAGGAUUAGUCCCAGAGUCUGCGUUAUUUUGUUGAAUCCUGAAUUCCCUACGUGGACAGUCUCAGAGUCCUUCUUUCUCAAGAAAAGCUUCUUGCGUAGCCAGUGCUCCCUGCUGGCUGAACUGACCAGGGUGCGGCUGUAACCAUGUGUCAUGUGAAGUUGUGGCUGUUUGCCGUUUUCCACAGGAGGUGGUCCAGGGAUUUUCCUCUCAAGCAGUGUGUACAUUUGCUGUAGUUCUGCAUUAGCUGGAGGAAGAGCUAAUCCCUGACAAACGUACUAUGACACGAGCUGUCUCCAGUUUUCUGCAUUUUACAGACACUUCUUUAGCUAAUGUUUCCUGAAGCUGGGAAGCCAGUUAUUGGGGAGUAGGAACUGGUAUGAGCAUCUCCAUCCUUCCUCUGGCGAGGCGGAGGACCGCACCAGAGUUGCCCUGGGUCCAUACUGAGCACAGGCUGAGUGCUGUACUAAUUGGUCUCACAGUGCAUGGUUCUGCAACCAGAUUAGCAAUUCCGUAUCAUGUUAGAGCAGUGUGGAGAGUUCCCUUUGAUGCUGUGAGCUUCCAGACCAAAGGCCGCUUGGACCACGUUGUUCUUUGAAGAUUCCCAAGAGUCCCAAGCUUGCCCUAGUGGAACGUGCAUGGCUUGGAAUGGAGAUAGGACCAGAGUUGUUAUUGUAUAGACAUUUGGAAAUGAGCUUUGCUUUAAGUGGGGGGAGGGUGUGUCUGUGCACGCUUUGCAUCUUCCCUAACACUGCUUUUGACAAUGAAGGAAUAAAGCUCUCUGCCCUCGGAAGGGAGUGUCGAGGCUGUUUCAGUGGGAUUUGGGACCCUCGACACCUUGCUCUGGGCACUGGCUGUUCCAAGCCAAGUGUCCUGCAAACACCCAAGGAAUAGGGCCAGAUGUAUAUUUUUCCUGGUGAAUGUGGCCUGAAGCCCAGUGCCCAGCCUGGCUCCUGCAGCAUCAAAACUUAAAGAAAGGGAAAGAUGGGGGGAGGGUGCCAUAGAAAAAUCCUUCACUGUAGUUGUGCCAGCAGCAGGAAAGCCCUGAAGGACAGCGCUCUUGCACUGUCGAGCAGCAGGUUGGCUUGGUACCGAGAGCAUGGCUUGGUCCUGCUAAUGGGAGAUUGUGCGGGCAGCCCCGUGUCUGACAAGCCUCACUUCUGCUAACACUGGGCUGUUGGAGACCCUGGCCCAGGGAGUAGGCCUGAGGGUUCAAGCUUCCAUAGGCCAGUAAUCAAGCUAGACAGCAGGGAUCAGUGAUCGAAGCAUGGUGUGUGGGGAAACUUCCAUCUGGCAUGGCCCUGUGGGCCCGAUCCUGCUGCCAGUGUUUUCAGUGGUGGCAGGGUUGGGCCCUGUCUCAUGGAGACACACAGAUGAAAUCAGAACCAGCCUGAAUGCUGCCCCCAGCUCUGAGCAUGCAGGGCAGGAUGUAGUUGACUAACUCCAUCACAGUCACAUUUCAUGGCCUGGUCUGUUGCCAAGCCUGGUUCCAAAACCCGCUGGGACACAAGAGGGGCUGCUCUCCCAGCAUCCCCAGCACAAGCCAGGAAUUAUUCAAGAGCUCGCGCCCAUGGGACGCGCCAACCAAGAGAGGCUGACAGACUCUCGGGGCUGUGAGAGUCGCUCUUCGUAACCAAACCAGGAGUUAGACAGCAGCAGAGCCAUGCUACUGAGCGUCCCGCCAGAUCACACCCCCAACAUUGCCCGGGAAGCUGGGGGCUAGUGCAGGUGAGAGCUCACUGACUCUUCUCUCGUUGAUGCACAUGAAAGCGGAGGCACGCGGUGGCGAGAACCGGCUCCUUGGAAACCAUCCAGCAACCUGGGAAAGGGGGAGUUAGGGGAAGGUUUGCUCACUCCACAGGUGCUGCCUCUGCUGUGUGGCACAAUUGAUUAGUCAGGACAUGUGACUAACCCUGACUUCCCACGUGGCUUUAGUCCUGCCCAGCCCUUCAAUGCCAAGAGCUCUGCUGUUGCCUGCAUUGCUAUCAGAAUGCCCCAGAAAAGAAGCCAUCUGCCUGUAGCCAAAUGUGCCUGGUCCCACACCAGACCGGGUUCAUUCUUUCAGUCUUAGGGGAGUGGUUGGGUUGGGGGAGCAGCAAUCGGCUGGAGGGACAUGGGGUUGAGCCCCGAGAGCCACGUGCCCUAGGGGAAGGCAUAAGAGGCCUGCAGCAGUAGAUCUGGGGGAAUCUGCCCCCCCCACGGUAGGUCCCAUCUUGGUCGCCCAUCGAUAGCACUUGGCUGAAGACUGAGGCGUAAGGGCCAGGAUCCCAUCCGGUGGAGUUACUCUGUGAUCACACUGCUGGGACGGAGAGCAGGCCUGGCCCUGCCCGUUCAAAUCUAUCUCUGGAAGUAAAGGCUGAGAGACGGUCCUGUUGGCCAACUCUUUGGUGGCCCGGGGGAGGCUGGUGCUUUUAGUCCCAUUCCGUCAUCAAAUGCUAAAAUAACAUCCCCUGGGCUAGCACUAACGGGCAAAGCCACCAACUGCCCAGAGGGACGAUGCUGAACUAACCUCUCCCAUCUCAAAGGGGCUCUCCAAGGCAGGGUGAGGCAGAGUGCUGGGGACAGCAUGGGAACCUUGCACUGGCUACUGCCUAUGGUGGACCAGUUUGGUCCUGGCUGCGUGCGAGCUUCCCUGCCAAGCAGUGUUGAGAUCAGCCAUCAGCCGGCCUGCAGCAAUCCUCCACCACUCUUCCCUCUGGCUCGAGUUCACUGAGUCACACAACCCGUCCCCUGCCGUGGUCCCGAGAGAUGCCCCCGGCUAUGCCUGAGAACUGUCCUAGCAAGCUGGAUGGAGGGGCUGUGGACACACCCGCCCACGCACACACAGCUCAUGCAGCAAUGGAGAGCACACCGGGAACACUGGAGAGAUAAUUUGCAAAAAGGCCCAUGUGGUGUUCCCAGCCAGCAGAGGAGCCCGGUGUGUAGCCAGCCAGAAGCAGGGCGUGCGUCUGCCCCUCCAUGCGGUGCCAUUUCUACUUUGCUCUUAGGCAGGCCUUAGGCAGGAUGGUGCCCGUACAAACAACCCUCCAGCUCCUUCGAGGCAGCAACCUCUGCUGGCCGCAGAUCCCAUGUCCCGCUCAGCACGACGUCUCCUGGGAAUUUCAGCCCUUCAGCACAAGUGGAGCAUUGAGCUCCUGGCCCCUUGCCUAACCGCUCUGCUAAGCUCUGGCCAGCCCAGGGUACCUGGAGCUAUCCAAGUGUCCCUCCUCUCCAGGCCAAGCCGCUCAGCUGAGGAGAUUUCUGCUGACUUUUGGCCAGGUAGGGGUGCGUGUGUUAGCGGGGUCUGGCCCUCCCAGAGCUGUCUCGCUCUAGCCACAGCUACUCCCUGUUCAGGGCUUGCUGCAUCAGGGCAGUGGUGGUGCCUUGCUCUCCAUUGCUGUGUUCCAUGGGGUGAGUUGCACACCCUCCUUUCUGGGGGGCAAUGGCCCGUUCUUUGUAAUCUUCCAUGUGUCCUCAGGGUUCUCCCCUGCCGUUGGCAAUGGUGGCACCUCUGCCUUUGCCCACAGCCUCUUGGGUCAAAACUCCUCCAGACGCUACAUCGCCACCUGAGAGCCAUGGAAUUCCCUCUCCCCCUUUGGCAGCCCUGCCAUCUCCCCUUGUCGCUGCUUGGGCUGGUCCAGCUCCAUAGGGCCGGCCUAGGCGAGACAUGCCCUCCAGCCUAGUCCAACCGGUCAGCUCUCCUGUCCCUUCUGCCCUCUCUCCAGCUCUGCAGGUGCUCACUGGCCUCCUUAAUGCCUUUUACUGUCUUACAGGAGAAGGAAGAAGAAGCUCGCUUGGCCACCAUGCCAGCCUGGAGGCGAGAGAUCCUGCGGAAGAAGAUGGAAGAGGAAAG